Tigriopus californicus is the source of this 1253-nucleotide messenger RNA. RefSeq names its product F-box only protein 28-like (gene pall). Gene Ontology annotation, biological process: protein polyubiquitination. The transcript is spliced from 4 exons. Gene Ontology annotation, molecular function: protein binding. The record is from RefSeq and is a predicted model, not a curated record. Bases 131 to 1198 code for a protein of 355 amino acids. NCBI's taxonomy places the organism in Eukaryota, Metazoa, Arthropoda, Copepoda, Harpacticoida, Harpacticidae.
AAAGUGAUGUUGUGACUUCCUUUUAUGUGUCUAGAAAAUUAGCUACGUUUACGAACAAAAUUAACGUUUGACUAGAUUUGAAGACACAACAAAGCAAGGAAGAAGAAGAAUCAUUUGGCAUCUCGUAAUUAUGUCUUUAAGUGGAUUCGCCCCUGUUGGCUCUAGUUUUGCCAUGAUGCCGGAUUGUGUUCUCAAUCGUGUGUUUGACUUCCUUUCCUACGAUGAGGUGUCGCAAAUCCGCGUUUUGACCAAAAGAAUCAAUCAUCUGUGUCAGUCGCAUUUGAACCGCGGGUUCAAAGGUGCCGAGCGCUACCACGCGGAAUGCAUCAAAGAAGUCAAAUCCAAGUUACCUCGACGAGAAUCCGUCCGGCGCAACCACCCUCUAAUCCGACAUUCUGAUAUCCUCACGGCCGUGGAGACGCGAUUGUCGCUUCUCUCCAUGACCUUCAUGAAGUUUGUGGACGCGGAUCUGUGUUGCUUCAUCCCUGGAAAAGUGGUGGACGAGAUAUUUCGCGUACUGAGAAAGAUCCGCCAUGAGAAGGUCUUGCCCCGAGCAUUUGAUGUGCUCCAAGAGCUCCGCGAUAUCUCAUCCAUGGCCAUGGAGCAUUUUGAAGAGAAGAUCGUGCCCACUUUCAAUCUCAGUAACAUAUCGCUACUCUCGCCCAAAUCCACCAGUUCGUUUCUGUAUGGAUUGCCCGUGGCGGAUACCUCCACGCCCAUCCGCCCAUCCUCCUCCUCUUCCUCUCCGUCGUCGUCGGCAAAUCCGGGUCGAGUCUCCAUGAUCGGCAACAAGAUCCUGGUCACGGACAACAAGUUCCGCUCACUUACCAAAAGCAACAAGAAGUUCCUCUCAGACACGCGCAGGAUCGUCAAAGAGUUUAAGGCCACCAUUCAGGAACAGAAUAACAAGAUCUCGAAUUUAGAAAAUGUCCUGUCGGCCCAAGAGGCCGUGAUUGCCAAUCAAUCCGAGUUGCUCAAGAAACAAUCAGCCAAGUUAUUGAAUCUGGAGAAGCAUAUGAUUUCCAACAAGGGCAAGCCAGGGCAAGACGUGGAACACCCAGUGGACACACCCAGAGGAGUCAAAAGAAGCCUGUCCGAGGACGACGAGGACCAGGGAAGGCCUCAGUCAAGUCCAACAUCCAUGUCAUCUAGUAGUGGCACACAACCUGAAGCCAAAGUACUCAAACUGUCAGAGUGAAUGUUCUCUGGACCAUUCAGAUUCUCCGGACACAUAAAGAUUCAUAGCAGCUCUG